GGAGAGCCCGUAACAGUGUGACGGGGCGCUCCUAUGACCGUCCGGAAAAGGCAUGUCCGUGACGGCAUAGAUGGUGACGCUGUCGGGAGCCCGAAAUCCAAAACUUCGAAAAGCUGCCAGCAACAGCCUCAGUACUUGAGAAUCCAUUUCCAGCCUCUCCAGAGCAUAUAUACCCUUCUAUCGACGGGCUCUGCGUCGAUUUCUUAUUUUCGUUUCAAAAACCAUGUCGGUCUGUCGUGCCCGUAUCGCUCUCGGCCGAUCCCUGACCCACUCUAGACCACAGUCCGUCCUUCGAACCCAACCUUCGAGGCGGUAUGCGUCUACUGAAUCUUCAGCACCUCAGACUACUAGUCCGAGAACACAAUCAAAAUGGCGCACAUUUCUGCAGCUAGUCGGCCGUGUGACCCUAGUCACUGUCGUUGGAAGCGGCGCCUUGUUCUACUAUGUUGCGCGGAAGGAUAGGACGCCUGGUGAACAGCUUCCUCAUGACCCGACCAAGAAGACCUUGGUAGUUCUUGGCAGUGGAUGGGGAGCGACCAGUCUCUUGCAGAAGUUGGACACGACAGAUUACAAUGUUGUUGUUAUUAGCCCACGAAAUUACUUCCUCUUCACGCCCUUGCUUCCUAGUGUUGCGGUCGGGACUUUGAACCCUCACUCAAUUAUCCAACCCACACGAUACAUUACUCGUCACAAGACGCGUACCGUGUCCGUUAUUGAGGCUGCUGCAACUGACGUUGACCCCAUUGCAAAGACAGUCACAUUUGCCGAUGAAUCUGAAAUUCAGGGCCUCGUGUCUUCGACCACCUUGAAGUAUGAUUACCUCGUGUACGCUGUCGGAGCUGAGACCCAAACUUUCAACAUCCCCGGUGUUAAGGAGAACGCAUGCUUCAUGAAAGAGCUGGACGAUGCUGAUUUGACUCAUCGACGUUUCCUAGACUGUCUCGAAUCUGCCGCCUUCCCCGGCCAAACGUCAGAAGAGAUUGACCGCCUCUUACAUAUAGUUGUCGUCGGUGGAGGUCCCACUGGUAUCGAAUUGAGCGGCGAAGUUCACGAUUACCUCGAAGAGGAUCUCCGAAACUGGUACCCCGAACUCUCCAGCCACAUCAAGAUCUCCCUUGUCGAAGCUCUCCCGUCCGUUCUCCCCAUGUUCUCCAAGAAGCUCAUUGAGUACACCGAAUCUACGUUCAAGGAAGCCAACAUCGAUAUCUUGACUAAGACCAUGGUGAAGGAAAUCAAGGAUAAGAGUAUUGUCGUCCAGGGUCCUGAUGGCACUAAGAGGGAGAUUCCUUGUGGUAUGGUCGUUUGGGCUGCUGGCAACACUCUUCGUAAAGUCACCAAGGACUUGAUGGCUAAGCUUCCCGAGCACCAAACCAACCGUCGUGGCCUCAAUGUCGAUGAUCACCUUCGCUUGGAAGGUACCAGUGGCUCAGUCUUUGCUCUCGGCGACUGCACCGCAACUUCCUACGCUCCUACCGCCCAAGUUGCUUCUCAACAAGGUUCCUACCUCGCUCGCGUCUUCAAACUUAUCGCUAGACGUGAUGCUCUCUCUACCGAGUUGCAACAACUGGAGAGCCAGGGUUUACUUGAGGGUGAGAAGUUAAAGCAGAAAGAGGACUUGGUUAGACAAUUGGAGAAGGUGGAAAAAAUGAAGCUGUUCAAGUAUACUCAUGAGGGAUCACUUGCGUAUAUCGGUUCAGAGAAGGCUAUCGCUGAUUUGCCGUUUGGUGUCGGAAACCUCGCAAUUGGCGGUGUGGCAACUUACCUCUUCUGGCGUAGCGCAUACCUCAGCAGACUCUUCUCUCUGCGCAACCGAACUCUCGUCGCCAGCGAUUGGCUCAAGGUCAGGUUCUUCGGCCGUGACGUGAGCCGAGACUAGACGGCCCUCGAAACUGUUACUCAAGUGUGGUAUACUCCUUUUUCGCAUAAUGGCUCAACUUCUGGACACUGGCUACAACCUAGACGUUCUCCCUGAAAACUUAUGAUUCGUAUAUAGAGUUCAUCAGUACAAUAUACUGCUUCUAAUUGUCAUGGCUUUUUGGGAAGACCCCUUCGAAGUUUCUUCGAACGCCUGGAAAUUGGUUUCGGCGUGCAUAUCCAAAAAUGGCACCGGGACGAAGCUCUUGACAAACAAAGCCCAAUUUACCUUCAAUGGACCGGCAGCGCCUAACCUUC
Molecule: messenger RNA, 2172 nt
Organism: Somion occarium
Lineage: Eukaryota; Fungi; Basidiomycota; Agaricomycetes; Polyporales; Cerrenaceae
Source: the annotation of a GenBank genome assembly